AUGGAUGCUCAAGCUGAACGACAAGGCAAGACUCGUCGUGGACGUGUUAUGACUGAAGGGUAUGAUUCGGACGACUCUGAUGAGGGUCCCAGCAAGUCGCAUCGGCGCGGAUGGAAAGACGGGGCAGAAGGGAAUGCUGAUGACGAUGAUGAUGACAUGUUUGCGGAUGCUAAGAAAAAGGAGGAUGAGGAUGAUGACAGGAAGGAGCCCCGAUUCUUAAAACUCUCUGACAUUGACGGUCAAGAGUUUGGAGCCCGCACACGCAUGGGUGAUGAGGAUGACAAUGAUGAGCUAGAUCACGACGAAGAUCCUGAAUACGAGCUAGAACAAGCGAUGAAGAGCCAACAGCAUGAAGAUGCCAACGCUGAUGCAGAACGCACGCCGCCAGGCUCGCCGCGGUACGAUGGCGUGCUUGGCGUCAAGAAGCAAGGCAUGGGCUUCCGUAUUGAAAAGUUCAACAUGAAAGCAGAGAUGGCAAGUGGUCAAUUUGAUGAAGAUGGCAACUACAUUAGAAAUAAACGAGAUCAGUUUUCGCAGAAUGACCGCUGGCUCGAAGGCAACUAUACGAAAAAGUCGAUCAAAUCCGCGAGCGAGGCGCAGAAAAAACGACAAGAGGCUGAAAAGGAGCGUAUGAACAAGGAAAUGGCCGAAUUUCCCACGAUGGAACAUGCUAUGAAGGAGCUGGCAGGGUUUAUGCAGCCCGGUGAGGCUGUGUUAGAUGCGCUGCAUCGACUAGGAUCACAAGCAAAGAGAUCGAAGAAAGACCAGGAAGGAGCGGAAGCUAGCAAGGCGGCAUUUGAACACUUUACUGAUGUGACAAGCAUCUUAAUGAAUACUUUUGGUCAGAUGAACGUGUACGACGAAGUGUACGAAGGACUGGUUCGGAUGGUGCGCCGAGCAGGUCUUGUUCCAGAAGAUUGGGAUCCAUCGCGGAAUACUCAAGGGGCGACACCUGGUGACCAAGUGUCUGGCGAGGGAGAGGCGAUAUGGGAGUACAAAUGGACCCCCACUUACUUGGCCCAAGCGGCCAAGGCCCACGGCACGAACGUUGAUCCUGAGACAAAGGUAUUCGGCCCCUUUCGAGCCUCUGAAUUGAAAGCUUGGGCCGAGCAGGGUUUCUUUGGUACAUCCAUGGAGAACAUCCUUCUGCACCGCUCCACCGCCGAACCGACCUCCUGGGCCUCGGAUAUGUUCUGGCGCGCCUUGUCCCGUUUCUUCCGUAUAGGAAACGCCAGGGUGGUGAAGUGGAAGUCGUGUCCUUAUCCCAGCGACUUUAAUCCCAAAGAUAUGCCGAUUCAAUGGGACGCAUGGAUGCGUCAUACGCGCAAGCAGCCGCCCACGAUCCAAGAGCAGGCACAUAAGGCUCAGGUGGAAGCUAAACGUGAACGCGAGCACGAGCAUGCUCUAGAGGAGCAGUCCCGUGCCGAAAAGACAUUCUCCUCCUCCCGCAAAGACGCGGAGCAAGGUGCCGAAGAGACCGUCGAGACGGCCAUUGUCCACCCCGCACGACGACGAGGAUAG
Molecule: messenger RNA, 1521 nt
Organism: Malassezia sympodialis ATCC 42132
Lineage: Eukaryota; Fungi; Basidiomycota; Malasseziomycetes; Malasseziales; Malasseziaceae
Exons: 4
Coding region: 1-1521 (506 amino acids)
Biological process (GO): mitochondrial respiratory chain complex I assembly
Cellular component (GO): respiratory chain complex I; mitochondrion; membrane
Source: RefSeq, a predicted model, not a curated record